Messenger RNA from Pipistrellus kuhlii (Kuhl's pipistrelle), 1982 nucleotides. RefSeq names its product beta-1,4-galactosyltransferase 6 (gene B4GALT6). NCBI's taxonomy places the organism in Eukaryota, Metazoa, Chordata, Mammalia, Chiroptera, Vespertilionidae. The transcript is spliced from 9 exons. Gene Ontology annotation, biological process: glycosphingolipid biosynthetic process; carbohydrate metabolic process. The record is from RefSeq and is a predicted model, not a curated record. Gene Ontology annotation, molecular function: UDP-galactose:glucosylceramide beta-1,4-galactosyltransferase activity. Bases 21 to 1172 code for a protein of 383 amino acids.
GAGCCCGCGGCCGCGGGAAGAUGCGGGCGCUGCGGCGGGCGCUGCGGGUGUCGCCCCGCUCGCUGCUGGCCUUCCUCUUCCUCUUCUCGCUGUCCUCGUCCGGCCUCUACUUCGUCUACGUGGCCCCGGGCCUGGCCAACACAUAUCUCUUCAUGGUACAAGCUCGAGGAAUGAUGUUGAGAGAAAAUGUGAAGACAAUAGGCCACAUGAUCAGGCUUUACACGAACAAGAACACGACCACGCUCAACGGCACAGAUUAUCCUGAAGGCAGUAAUUCAAGUGACUACCUUGUUCAGACAACAACGUACCUUCCGGAAAACUUCACAUACUCUCCAUACCUCCCCUGCCCAGAAAAACUGCCGUACAUGCGGGGAUUUCUCAAUGUCAACGUGAGUGAAGUGAGCUUUGAUGAGAUCCAGCAGCGCUUCUCCAGGGAGUCAGACAUUGAGCCGGGGGGACACUGGAGGCCGAAGGACUGCAAGCCCCGGUGGAAGGUGGCCGUUCUCAUCCCCUUCCGCAAUCGUCACGAGCACCUGCCCAUUUUUUUCCUGCAUCUGAUUCCAAUGCUCCAGAAACAGCGGCUGGAAUUCGCCUUUUAUGUCAUCGAACAGACCGGCUCGCAGCCCUUCAACCGCGCCAUGCUCUUCAACGUGGGCUUCCGGGAGGCCACGCGGGACCGGGCGUGGGACUGCGUCAUCUUCCACGACGUGGACCACCUGCCCGAGAACGACCGCAACUACUACGGCUGCGGGGCGAUGCCCCGGCACUUCGCGGCCAAGCUGGACAAGUACAUGUACAUCCUCCCGUACAAGGAGUUCUUCGGCGGCGUCAGCGGGCUCACCGUGGCGCAGUUCCGGAACAUCAACGGCUUCCCCAACGCCUUCUGGGGCUGGGGCGGCGAGGACGACGACCUGUGGAACAGGGUUCACUUCGCCGGGUACAACGUGACGAGGCCGGAGGGAGACCUGGGAAAGUACAAAUCCAUUCCGCACCAUCACCGGGGGGAAGUCCAGUUUUUAGGGCGGUACAAGCUGCUGAGGUACUCGAAGGAGCGCCAGUACAUCGACGGGCUCAACAACCUGGUCUGCGCGCCCAGCGUCCUGGUGGACAGGCUGUACACCAACAUCUCUGUGAACCUCACGCCCGCGCUGGCGCCCAUCGGAGACUACUGACGGCGUGGCCCGCGGCCGCCUGGACGGCCAUGCUGACCAUGCACACGGGUGUGCUCCCACCGGGGGUUCGUGGUGGAUGUGGCCCGGGCCCGUCAGGCAGAGGAGCCGACUGUCCCCGGGGACCAGUGUGGGGUUGUCUACAGCAGCCUCCUCCCUCCCAUCCCGAGACGCCCCCUUCCCCCGCCCCCCAGCGAGCGCUGCAGAGACCGGGUGCCAUCACUAAGACUGCAGAGAAAGACACUUUUAUACUGAGACCUAUCAUCUCACUCAAGAGAAUGCUUUAUUUCUGUCCAAACAUACUUUGUACAUAGGGGAUUACAUGGAUGUGUUUAAACUGUUGAACCAUAAGACUGUGUUGGCAGUUUUGCAUGUCAUGGCCUAUGCCUUUAUUGGACUUUCAUAAACGUUUUUUAUUUGCAUGGAAACCAGCAGUGUACGUUUAGGAAACGGAACAAAGGUCAGCCCCUGUGGGACACGAAGGAACUGUCAAUGAUUGGCAGCCGGCGACUGCGGUCAACUGUCAUCCUGGUUUUGAGCUUUCGACCUUCAGCCUCCGUGUGGGGAGAAGGCAGCUCUCUAGGCCCCGAGGACGGAAGAACCGUCUCAGGCCGCCUCCCUGCCUGCCUGCCAGGAUUGCCCUCGUUUGCCCUUGCUUGCAAUCUCCUCAGAUUCUGCUAAAAUCACCACCACUGCAUGACUAAUGCCGAGAAACAUCUCAAAAGUUGUGGUGUGACAUGAGAUCCAGCACCUCUUCAUGUUCAAUGCUUUUCAUGUACCUCUGGUGUUAAGUGUCAGGGAUUUUGUGCCUCA